Messenger RNA from Rhagoletis pomonella (apple maggot), 1648 nucleotides. RefSeq lists its product as uncharacterized. The coding region runs from base 163 to 1479 and encodes 438 amino acids. Lineage: Eukaryota; Metazoa; Arthropoda; Insecta; Diptera; Tephritidae. The transcript is spliced from 4 exons. The record is from RefSeq and is a predicted model, not a curated record.
CUCGUUAAAAGCAGUUUCUAACUACAUACAUAUCUGGAACAUUUAAUUUUGGUAUAUUCCUGGUAUAAAAGAAUGGAACUUCAAACAUGUAGCAGCAGUACUACAGAUCACUAUCAUUGAAAACGGUUGAAUUUAAAAAUUGUAACUCCAAAAACAACAGCAAUGGAAAAGUCAAUUUUAGAACUGAAUGAUGAAUGUUUACUGGCGAUAUUUGAAAAAAUGGGAAGAGUUGCACAAGGGAUGUGGUCACGCGUCUGCAAGAGAUUUGCAAAAAUCUACUGCGAAUAUUACAUUCAUAAACUUAUCAUACAAGGCUAUGACGAUACACUUUUAGAUGACCGUUUCGUUCAAAUUUUUGGUCACUUGAUCGGAACAGAAUUGUUUCCCUUGAAAGAUAUCAAGUCGCUGAAAUUCGAUGAAACCUGUUCCAUAUAUUACAACAAAUUCUUCUUCAACAUGCUGCGACACGAUCAUCCGAGUAUCGAACGGAUAGAACUAUAUGGAUUUUUAGAUAAAGACAUAAACAAUUUAUUGCCACUGCCAAAUGUUAAGCGCUUGCAUUUCAAAUACACUACAAUAACUGGCAAACACUUAGAUCAGCUGCAAACUCUGGAGGAAUUAAAGAUGGAAGGCGCAUCCAGUUUUGAAUCCAAACAAUUGCUCGUCAUUGCCAAAAACAAUAGGCUGCGCAAACUAAUAAUACGCAAUAGUCCAGUGGUAUUUGCUCCAAAGCAUGCACUGGAAAUAGUAGGAAAUCUUAAAUAUAUUGAGGAACUGGAACUGAAUUGGAAUGAAAUUCGACAGUACCAAGUUUUAGGAGCAUUACCUCGAUUAAAAGCGCUAGUCAUUAAUGAUUUCAAAACAUUUCAAUGUCCGAAAUGUAAAGAGUUCGAUCGAGGCGUAAUUACGCGACCUACCAAUGCAAACAACUUUGGUAUGUGCAACUGCGGGCCAUAUGAGGCGAAGUUUCUAUUCAGAGCGCUGGCAGAAAACACGAAAAUGGAGCAGCUCAUAUUCAUUGGCUAUCGAUUGACAACGCGAGAUCUCAAACACAUUUCACAGCUGACAAGCUUGAAGAUACUCUACUUGGCGGUAGAUAACCUGCCUGUCUACAUUUCUUUAGCUAUAUUUGGCAAAAUGCGACACUUGGAGGUGCUUGAUUUGGGAUUUUCCUGGAAACUGCCAAAAGAUGCACUAGAACUAUUGAAAAAUUGUGAAAACCUGAAAUUUGCAAAUUUCGGCAAUUGCGAAGGAUUUAAAGAUGAUUUUAUUUUAAAAGCUAUAGACAUCGUAAAGAGUAGAACACCGACUUCUGCGGAGCCAAUAAGACUACAGCUUUUGAAUGCAGAUAUUGAAAAAGAAUUUCUAGAGGAGGAACAUGUCAAGGCUGCCGAAUCUUGGAUAACAUUUUAUUGUUAUAUGCAAUCUGAGCAAAAAAUUCGCCUCGGUCGUAAUAAUUAUUAUCAACUUGCUUGCUAAGUUAAGCGCUGCGGAGGAAGAGCAACUUGGCAACAAACUGGUUAAGAGAGUGAUAUAGGUUAUAUCAUAGGUUUAUCAUUUUUAAAGCUGCUGUAUACUUAAAAAGUUUUGAGUUUGUUUCUUGCAUUGGUGAUAUGAUGGCAAAAUUUUCCUAUUACUUGCAAAAGAU